GCCACCAACAAACACACACAAACAGAGACACCUGUACACACACACAGACAUGUACAUACACACACAGAAACAUGUACACACACGCACAGAGACACAUGUACACACACACAUACAAACACAUGUAUACACACACAGACACGUACAGACAUGCAUACACAGAAACACACGCACAGACACAUGUACAUACAUACACAGACACAUGUACGUACAUACACAGACACAUGUACGUACACACACAGACACAUGUACGUACAUACACACAAACACACACAUGUACAGAUACACACAUGUACAUACACACAGACACAUGUACAUGCAUACACAGACACAUGUACACGUACACACACACACACAACACCCCCCCAUAAAAAGUUGCAGUACUUUGUUGUUCACUCACAGAGCCGGGUACUGCACUCUAGGGGGAGGCAGAGAGCACAGCACACACUCCUUGCUUUGCUUUCACUGCGCUCAGCUACUGAGCAGUCUGACGGCUCCCAGUGCCAAUGACAGAUCCGGCCUGAGCUCCGAGCCUGCUCAGUAAGAUGGCCCUGGGGGAAACACUUGCCCCCACCAAAAGUUCCACUCGCCACUGGCGAGCAGGCGAGUGGAAAUUUCAAGC
This is a messenger RNA of Staurois parvus, 619 nucleotides long. The record is from the annotation of a GenBank genome assembly. NCBI's taxonomy places the organism in Eukaryota, Metazoa, Chordata, Amphibia, Anura, Ranidae.